GGAAGCGCCAACCCGGAAGUUUGGGUGCUCUCGGUAGCCGCACGUGCUCCAGUCCGCCUCGCCGGGAAGAGGGGCGGAGUUCCAAGGACUCUCCUGGCCGGCCAUGAGCUCCCGGGCAGCUGUGGUGAUUGGCGAGAUGCAGGCAGGGGAUGGUCCGGACAGCGAGCCUUGCUCGUCUGACGACGGCGGCAGCGACGGCGCCUGGGAGGAAGACGACGAGUCGAAGGCGCCCGCGCUGGCCUCGUGCCUCUUCUGCGACAGAUUUUUCAGUUCAGCUGAAGAUGCUUUUUGCCAUUGUACAUCAGAUCAUGGGUUCAAUAUUGGAAAUCUGGCUCAUAAACACAGACUCGAUUUCUAUGGUUACAUCAAGCUAGUGAACUUUAUUAGGCUGGAAAAACCAACUGUAGAGUAUUUUAGUUCUAUCAGUACCCCAUUUCCUUGGGAGGAAGAGAAAUAUCUGAAGCCUGUCCUGGAAGAUGACCUCUUACUCCAGUUUGAUAUAGAAGAUCUCCUUGACUCCACUGACAUCUUUUGUUCUAAUGGACUAACUGAGACUUCGUCUCCCAUUGAGCGUUUGAAACAUGCAGAGCACAAAGCAGAGCUGGCAGAAGCAGCAUUGGCCAGAGCCCAAGAAGAUCUUCAAAAAAUGAGACAGUUUGCCCAGGAUUUCGUGAUGAACACAGAAGUCAGAAGUGGCGCCAUUGCGGACCUAAAAGAGGAUGAGGAAGAUGUUUACUUCAGCUCAUAUGGCCACUACGGGAUCCAUGAAGAGAUGAUAAAGGUCAGCAAACCAGUAGAAGCAUGUCUUUCUCGCCAUAAAGAUGGAAGCCAUGGGGGUUUGUUCAUAAAUGGAUUUUUUAAAAAUAGGUUUUUCCUCAAAACAGUAGAUUUGUCUGUUUUUGCUUGUGGUAAAUUUCCUCGUAUAUUUCAAAUUAAAGUCAAAUCUAAUAUAAAAGGGAGCUUGUACCAUUGUUUGUUGUCAAUAAAUUAUUUGCAACGUCUCUUUGCAGUGUAUCCUGACAUCUGCACCAUCAGCCUGGUGGCUGUCAGUGACCUCAAGAAGCAUGCAGACAGAUUAGCUUUCUGGGAUGAUGUGUAUGGCUUCAACAUGUCCUGCAUGAAGAAGGCUGUCAUUCCAGAAGCUGUUGUGGAAGUGUUAGAUUCAGGCACGCUUAUAUCUGAAGCUUGUGUCAUCAAGCGGAUAGAUUGCCAUGUUGCAUCGGUUUCAGAACUGAAUUUUUCAUCAGACUUCACUCUGAGAGUAACAAAGACUUCAGUGUGUACGGCAGUUGCUGGAUAUUUUGAUAUAUGUUUUGAGAAGAAUUGCAGUAAAGCAGUAUUGUUCUCAACUAGUCCCUGCUGUACCAAAACACACUGGAAGCAAACAGCAUUUUUUUUGGAGAACCCAAUUUCUGUGGAAGAAGGUGAAGAACUGAAAGGAAAGAUAACAGUCCACAAAAACAGAAAAGAUCCACGUUCCCUCAUCAUAACACUUUCACUAAAAAAUGUGAAGCAGACAUACAGUCUUCAGUGAGGACUACUCCACAGCUAGCUUUGAAAUGUAUAAAAUGAAUAAAAACAAUGGUUGUUUGGAUCAACAACUUCAAAAUACGUUUUUCUGGAAAUGAUAGUGCUAGAAAGUAUGUUCCCAUAGACUGUUGGUUCUUCUCUGCAGGCUAUUUCAUACAAUCUGAAGCAGUUAGUAGAAGAAACCAUGAGGGAAUUAAGUUUAUUGCAAGACUUCUAUCGUGGACGUGAGCAGUGCAACUUUAAAAAAUACUUUUGACCUGUUAAUGAAAUCAUACUAAGUUGUACUCAGAGUAGAGUCAAUGAAAUAAAUGAAUUGAAGAUAUGCAUGACUAAGUCAGUUGAUUUCAAUGGGUCUGAACAUGGCAUUGUUGGAUACCGUUCUUUGAUAGUUAAGUAUUUAGAAACAUAGCCAAGGUUCUUGACAAGGAGUCUGCUGGGAUUUACUUAUUGCAAUUUUCCCCCCAGUUUUGCCCUCCUUCAGAUGGGCAAAACAUUAUUUUUCCUCAAGUAUUUUUAUAUUACAACUGAAAAAAUAAAGUUUUAUUAUGUGUAUUAUAAAUUUAUUAUGUGUCUUGACUAUGAGAUUUUUGUAUUGAGCCACCUGUUGAGACUUUGAGGUGUCAGUCUUGUCAAUUCUUUGUUUUGCUAACUUGUCACACUUGGUAUUAUAUGCCCUUCUACAUACAGGAUAAAAUCCCAUCACCCAUUAAGAUUGUCAUACUUUAAAUCUGUAAACUGUAACAAGACAUGCACAAUACAUCAUGACAUACUAUUGCCUAUCUGAUGACAAUCCAACAGAUUCAGAAUACCGCAAUUGUCAUUCGUAAUCAGUACUGCUGCUUACGGUACAUUGAUUUGAGUUAAAGACCAAUCUGGUUUUAACAUACACCUGGAUUCUUUGGCUACCUGAAAUAAAGAAUAGCACAAAUGGG
Molecule: messenger RNA, 2462 nt
Organism: Podarcis muralis (Common wall lizard)
Lineage: Eukaryota; Metazoa; Chordata; Lepidosauria; Squamata; Lacertidae
Source: RefSeq, a predicted model, not a curated record